CUCCUCCUCUCCGGCUAGCGGGGGGAGGCGGAGGGGGAGUUGUGGGAGGGUCUCUCUCCAUUGAAAUAAACAAGCAGCCAGUUAUUAAAACGGGAACAUGGCGGCCGCAGCCACAGCUUUAUCUUGCAAAGCGAAGGUCAGCGCCCGCGGCAGCCGGAGACAUGACUGACCCCGCACACUUGAGAUGUAUCUGAGUACUGAAGCUCACCCAAACACACAUGACCUACAGAACUGAUUUGACUGCCUCACUGAAUCUUGUUGCUGAUAUGUGUUCAAGAUGAGUGGGAUGGGAGAAAAUUCCUCUGACCCAUCCAGGGCAGAGUCAAGAAAGCGCAAGGAAUGCCCUGAUCAGCUUGGACCCAGCCCUAAAAGAAGCACUGAGAAACGUAAUCGUGAGCAAGAGAAUAAAUACAUAGAAGAACUUGCAGAGCUGAUAUUUGCAAAUUUUAACGAUAUUGACAACUUUAACUUUAAACCUGAUAAAUGUGCAAUCUUGAAAGAAACUGUGAAGCAAAUUCGUCAGAUAAAAGAACAAGAAAAAGCAGCAGCGGCCAAUGAAGAUGAAGUACAAAAAGCGGAUGUAUCAUCUACAGGUCAGAGUGUCAUUGACAAGGAUGCACUUGGACCAAUGAUGCUUGAGGCCCUAGAUGGAUUCUUCUUUGUAGUGAACCUGGAAGGUAACAUUGUGUUUGUUUCUGAGAAUGUGACACAAUACCUAAGGUACAACCAAGAAGAGCUGAUGAACACAAGUGUAUAUAGCAUCCUGCAUGUAGGGGACCACAGUGAAUUUGUCAGAAACCUGCUGCCAAAAUCUUUAGUGAAUGGGGGAUCUUGGUCUGGUGAAGCCCCUAGGCGCAACAGCCAUACUUUUAAUUGUCGGAUGCUGGUAAAACCUUUGACUGAUGCUGAAGAAGGCCCUGAUAACCAGGAAGCACAUCAGAAAUAUGAAACUAUGCAGUGUUUUGCUGUUUCUCAACCAAAGUCCAUCAAGGAAGAUGGUGAAGAUUUGCAGUCUUGCUUGAUUUGUGUGGCAAGAAGAAUUCCAAUGAAGGAAAGGCCAGUUCCUCCCUCAUCAGAGAGCUUUUCUACUCGCCAAGAUCUGCAAGGCAAGAUAACUUCACUAGACACUAGCACUAUGCGAGCAGCCAUGAAACCUGGCUGGGAGGAUUUGGUGAGAAGGUGCAUUCAAAGAUUCCAUGCACAGCAUGAGGGAGAGAUAUCUUUUGCCAAGAGGCAUCAUCAGGAAGUGCUGAGGCAGGGACUAGCAUUCAGUUCUGUCUAUCGAUUUUCCUUGUCUGAUGGCACUAUAGUUGCUGCCCAAACGAAGAGCAAGCUUAUCCGUUCUCAGACUACUAGUGAACCUCAGCUUGUAAUAUCCUUGCAUAUGCUUCACAGAGAGCAAAAUGUCUGUGGAAUGAAUCAGGAUUUGACUGGACAAACAAUGGGGAAGACAUUGAACCCAAUUAGCUCCAGCAGCCCUGCCCAUCAGGCCAUGUGCAGUGGGAACCCAGGUCAGGAUAUGACCAUCAGUAGCAAUAUAAAUUUUGCCAUAAAUGGCCCAAAGGAACAAACGGGCAUGCCAGCAGGCAGGUUUAGUGGUUCAGGGGGAAUGAACCAUGUGUCAAGCAUACAAGCAUCCACUCCUCAGGGUAGUAACUAUGCACUAAAAAUGAAUAGUCCCUCACAAAGCAGCCCUGGCAUGAACCCAGGGCAGCCAAAUUCUAUGCUUUCCCCAAGGCAUCGUGUGAGUCCUGGAGUGGCAGGAAGUCCUAGAAUUCCACCCAGUCAGUUUUCCCCUGCAGGAAGCUUGCAUUCACCUGUGGGAGUUUGCAGCAGCACAGGAAAUAGCCAUAGUUACACCAACAGUUCCCUAAAUGCACUUCAAGCCCUCAGUGAGGGUCAUGGAGUUUCUCUAGGGUCAUCGUUGGCUUCACCUGACCUAAAAAUGGGUAAUUUACAAAAUUCCCCUGUUAAUAUGAAUCCUCCCCAGCUAAGCAAAAUGGGAAGCCUGGACUCUAAAGACUGUUUUGGACUUUAUGGGGAGCAAUCAGAAGGUACAACUGGACAAACAGAGAGCAGCUGCCAUUCAGGAGAACAGAAAGACAGUAAUGAUAACAAUGUGCCCCAGGUUAUCAGUGGUGAGAGGCCUGAUGGACAGAACAGACUGCAUGAUGGCAAAAGCCAGACAAAGCUCUUACAGCUGCUGACCACCAAAUCUGAUCAGAUGGAGCCUUCAUCCUUGUCAAAUUCUAUGGGAGAUGCUAACAAGGACUCCACUGGAGGCUUAUCUGGUUCUGGUUCAGCACAUGGAACCUCGCUCAAGGAGAAGCAUAAAAUUUUGCACAGACUCUUGCAGGACAGCAGUUCUCCUGUAGACUUGGCCAAACUUACAGCAGAGGCCACAGGCAAAGAACUGAACCAGGAGUCCAAUAGCACAGCUCUUGGUUCAGAGGUGACUGUUAAACAGGAACCAGUGAGUCCCAAGAAGAAAGAAAAUGCACUACUUCGUUACUUGCUAGAUAAAGAUGAUACUAAAGAUAUUGGUUUACCGGACAUAACCCCAAAACUGGAGCGGUUGGACAGUAAAACAGACCCUUCCAGUAGCACAAAGUUAAUAACUAUGAAGACAGAAAAGGAGGAGAUAAACUUUGAGCCUAAUGAACAGCCGGGCAGUGAGUUGGAUAAUUUGGAGGAGAUUCUGGAUGAUCUACAGAAUAGUCAGUUACCACAGCUUUUCCCAGAUACCCGGCCCGGUGCUGCAGCUGGAUCAGUUGACAAGCAAGCCAUCAUCAAUGACCUCAUGCAGCUCACAGGUGAAAACAGCCCUGGCACAUCUGUUGGAACCCAGAAACCAGCAAUGAGGAUUUCACAGAGCACUUUUAAUAACCCACGGGCAGGACAACUGGGCAGGUUAUUACCAAACCAGAAUUUACCACUCGACAUCACAUUACAAAACCCAUCAGGUUCAGGACCUUUCCCACCGAUAAGAAACAGUAGUCCAUAUUCAGUGAUACCUCAGCCAGGAAUGAUGGGCAGUCAAGGGAUGAUAGGAAAUCAAGGAACUUUAGGGAACAAUAGCGCAGGAAUGGUUGGUGGUAAUACCCCUCGGCCUGCCAUGCCGUCUGGAGACUGGGGUGCUCAGGGUUCUGCUGUGAGGGUAACCUGUGCUGCUACAACCAGUGCCAUGAACAGGCCAAUCCAAGGAGGCAUGAUACGUAACCCAGCAACCAGCAUUCCUAUGAGACCCAGCAGCCAGCCAGGCCCAAGACAGAUGCUUCAGUCUCAGGUCAUGAAUAUGGGGCCAUCUGAACUGGAGAUGAAUAUGGGGGGACCUCAGUACAGCCAACAGCAAGCUCCUCCGAAUCAGACCGCACCGUGGCCGGACAGCAUCUUGCCUAUAGAUCAGACAUCUUUUGGUAAUCAGAACAGGCAACCGUUUGGCAGCUCACCAGAUGACUUGCUAUGCCAGCCUCCUUCAUCAGAGUCACCAAGUGAUGAGGGAACUCUCCUGGAUCAGCUUUAUUUGGCACUAAGGAAUUUUGAUGGUCUAGAAGAAAUUGACAGGGCUCUCGGAAUACCAGAACUGGUUAGCCAGAGCCAAGCUGUAGAUCCAGAGCCAUUCUCAAGUCAGGAAUCCAACAUCAUAAUAGAACAAAAGGCACCGGUUUUCACUCAACAAUAUGCAUCUCAGGCUCAAAUGGCCCAGGGUAGUUAUAUACCCAUGCAGGACCCAAACUUUCACCCAAUAGGACAGCGACCUGGUUACGCAACACUGCGUAUGCAACCUAGGCCUGGUCUCAGGCCUACUGGUAUAGUGCAGAACCAGCCAAAUCAGCUGAGACUUCAGCUUCAACAUAGACUCCAAGCACAGCAGAAUCGCCAGCCACUGAUAAAUCAAAUCAGCAGCGUCUCCAAUAUGAACCUGUCUCUGAGACCUGGAGUACCCACACAGGCACCUAUCAAUGCACAGAUGCUGGCCCAGAGGCAGAGGGAGAUAUUGAGCCAGCACCUGAGGCAACGACAGAUGCAUCAGCAACAGCAGGUGCAACAGCGGACUCUGAUGAUGCGAGGACAGAGUUUGAAUAUGUCACCAAGCAUGGUGGCCUCUGGUGGCAUACCAGCAACCAUCAGCAACCCACGGAUUCCGCAGGCAAAUGCACAGCAGUUUCCAUUUCCUCCAAACUAUGGAAUAAGUCAGCAACCUGAUCCAGGCUUCACUGGGGCUACAGCUCCCCAGAGUCCACUGAUGUCCCCAAGAAUGGCUCAUACUCAGAGUCCUAUGAUACAGCAGUCUCAGGCUACUCCUGCCUACCAGUCCUCUACAGAGAUGAAUGGGUGGGCACAAGGAAAUAUGGGUGGAAACAGCAUGUUUUCACAACAGUCCCCUCCACAUUUUGGGCAGCAAGCAAACACCAGCAUGUACAAUAACAACAUGAACAUCAGUGUAUCCAUGGCAACCAACACAAGUGGCAUGAACAACAUGAACCAGAUGACAGGGCAGAUCAGCAUGACCUCAGCGACCUCUGUGCCUACAUCAGGGUUGUCCUCCAUGGGUCCUGAGCAGGUUAAUGAUCCUGCUAUGAGGGGAGGCAAUCUUUUUCCAAACCAGCUGCCUGGAAUGGAUAUGAUAAAGCAGGAGGGAGAUACAUCUCGGAAAUAUUGCUGACCUUGACAGUUGCUGGUUGCUCCUUUCUUCAGCUGCCUGGGCUCACCAGCCCAAAACACUUACCAGUUUGAAGACCUGCAUCUAUUUGUUUUGACCCAACUGACCUGCCAAGCCAGCUCCGCUGGAGUGAGCUCAGCUAAACGCUGCAGACAGGAUUCAGCUCUGCCUUCCAGAGUGGAGUCAAAACAUUGUUGCUGGAAGAGCAGCCUCUUCUCUGACAGUCUGAAGCUAGCGUACAGACAGUUGCUCAGUCUGUUCACUGCAUUCACCUUAGUGCAACUUAGAUCUCUCCUGCGAAGUAAAUGUUGACAGGCAAUUUUCACAAACCAUGUCAGAUUGAAUGUAUUUAAAUGUAUGUAUUUAAGGAAAAACAACCAUGCUCUUGUUCUGUUCCUGUUUAGUUCUAGACCUUGGUUUCUUGCUUUUUGUUUUCCCUGGCUACUCAGUCUCAUGCAAAGGAUUCAAUUCCAUCUGCUAAUCAGUGUUUUGAACUAAGGCCUGCAUUUUGGGGUUGGGAGUGGGUUGGACGCUAGUGAGGGGUGUGGGCAAUGUAUGGGGAAUAAACAGCUAAUCAGUUGGUUUGAUUUAGGAAAAGAUAGAAAAGCUGGACCUUUGUAGAAAACUAUACAGAUCAAUUUUGAAUGGGUUUAAAGUUAUAAAACUGGCUAAAAACAUCUUAUGAGAGGGCCGUUCAGUAGGGGCUUUUUUGGUGGUAGUUUAAAAAAAAUUAUAGUGCAAAUCAUUAAUCCAAAAAUAUAAAUGCAUUAUCUUAUUAUGGAAUUAAAUUCCUGCCUGUCUCUCCCGGCCCUCUUUUCCUCCUCCUCCUCUUCUAAUAGGAUAAAAGAACAGGUAAGCCCUUCAUUUCCCAGGUGUGUUACCUGCAGUUUAGUCUGUAUGUAACCAGUUGUUGAACAAUGAAUUCCAAUGAGAGUGCAUUUAUUGGUGAUGGUAGUGGCAGAAUUGAGGCAUAAUAUCAAAAAGAGCUAAAGGCACCUGCUUUAAAAUAUGUUAAUUUCCAUUCCCCAUCCGUUAACUGGGAAAAUAAUAAUUUGUUUAAAACUUACGGCAGAUAUCACUACAGAUUUACCAUCAUGCGUUUUUAAUUCUUUUAAAGCAGUGUGGACUAUGAGGAAGUUUUGUAAGGUACAUAAAAUCCACUUUAUAUGUAAACAAGCAAUAAUUUAAGUUGAGAACUUAACUGUUUUAAUUGUAUAAUUUUUUUGUGAGGUAUACAUGUUGUGGAGUUGAUUCCAAAUGAGGUACUUCAGUAUUAAAUUAGAUAUCUUCAUAGCCGUGUGUGUCUCCUGAAAAAGUGUUUUGUAAAGGAUCACAAUGCCUUGAUUAGACCUAAUUUGUAUGCUUGAGACUUUUCAACUUGUGAUUCUGCUCAUAAAGUCAUUUAUCUAACCUAUAUUAUAUGCAGCCACUGUAGGAACCAAUUCUUGAUUUUUUUGUAUGUUUAUAUUCUUUCUUAAUGAAUCUUAGAGAAACUGUUACUAAACAAGUCACUGUUAAGGUGACUUUUUUUUCUUGCCCACUGUGGUUGGAAUAAUCUUUUACUAAACUGGCAUCAGUUUCUGAGGACUUGAAAUACCAAGAAAUUGAUGUUUUUGACCUCCUAUUUCUCUCUUCUGACCCUCAAUCCACACACUUUCUUAUCUGAACUCAAAUUUUUGAUGUCCUUUAAAAUGCAGUGCAUUUUAUAAUAUCUCAUCAGCCAUGCCUUUUGGGAGUGGAAGGUUUCUUUCCCUGUAAUUUGAUUGUUUAUUUAUGGUGGGGGUUAAAAUGUACAAAGUAUCUGUUGAUAUCUAUACAAAGCCGAAGAAAGUAUGUUAAAGAUGAUUUAAAAGAGUUGUUUCCCAUGGAAGGAUAUUCCUGAAAAUCAAGGAAAUCUGUGAAUCCAUUUGUUUCCCACUCAGAGGGACUCAUAACACACAGGGAACAGCACUUUUCUGCAGUCACCAUUUUGUAUGUCAAAUUCUAAAAGGAAAUAUUUAGUCAACUGAGCGGUCGUGUUUCGCUCUGGUGGAAAACUUUAAAGUAGCUGUCAGCCUGAGCUCCGUAUUCUCGUUGAUAUGAUGACAUUUUUAUUAAACAUACAUUAUAUACCUGACUUAAAUUUAUUUAUAUAAGAAUUGUAUAAAUUAGCGGGACUUUAACUUCACACAACACAAAAUGUAAAUGGGUUUUUAACUAAUUUUGUUUGUAUUGUAUUCCUUUUCAGUGCUCGACCCUUACUUCUUUCAAUAGAUUAAUCUUUUUCACGGUGGACAAAAGAGUAGUUUAAAUUUGUCCCUAUUCAUGACAGAUCUGCAAACCUUUAUAUUCGAUUUGUGAUUAUGAUACUUCAUUGCCCAUUGCCAUUUUAAAAGGAAGGAGAUUAUACCUACUACUUUGGCUCAGAAUUAGGUUUUGGUGUUUUGAGUUUUUGACAAGCUAAUUAAAAAGAAAAGUGAGUGAAGGAAUCUUCAGAUCAUAUUGAUCACAGUAGAAGCAAAAAUAAAUAGCCAAAUCAGUUCUCUUCAUUAUCAGUAUUUCUCAUUCUGUACACAGUAAAUUUGUUGGAGAAAGUGCUUGGAUUUUGUUAAACAGAACAAAUAAUCAGUGUUCUACUUAUAUUACUAAAUGUGAAAGGCACAUAAUGUGAAAAGUAUACAUACAUAAACUUGGUCAUAUGACCCAUUUAAGUGUUCAUGUAAUGUGGUAAGUUUAAAAAGUGAAGUGAGCUGUUUUGCUACAAUGAAUUAAUUUGUACUCAAAGUUUAAAAUUUCGUCCCAUACCAAUAUCCCUUUUGGCCUGUAUUAAUUGAAAGCAAUGUUUUUGCAGUUUAUAUAAUGCAUUUUUUAAUAUAUGUUUUAAAAUGGAGUUCAUAUGGGCUUAACACAUGAAAUGGGUGGCACAGCUCCACUUGCAAAACCCAAAGAUACACAAUCAGUUUUGAAAUGCAACUUAAGCCAUUAAUUGUUGGUGUGAAUUUCAAGUUUUCUAGUAUUUGUAUGGUAGUAUGCUGCUGAAGAGCAAAAGUAUUCUCUGCACAAAAGAAAAUUACUGUAGUGGCUUUGAUUUUAAUUAGAAUUUUCUCCCUGGUGUUUCUUUGUAGACUAAAACAAAAUCUUUUCAGUUUCUUACUACAGGUAAAGCUAUGUGCAAGAACCUCAAAAUGCUAAAAUCUAGCAUAAUGCCUUAGAUCGGUUUUUAAGUCUUGUAUAUUCCUACCUAGCUGUCUGAUGUAUUAUAUUUGUAUAGUGAAUUGUGUACAAUUUUGGAAUAAGUGUAUCAUCACUUACCUUUGUUGCUGAAUAGAGAUGGACACAUUUCUUCAAACAUUUACUGUCAUUUAAUUUUUUUCCCCUUUUUGUCAGUUGUGGGUUUUAUUUGUACAGUUCCUCAUCAAGUUGCAUCUGAGAUGUGUGUAUAUGAAAAGAUUAUACAAGGGUAAAAUUAAGCAAUAUAUAAACUAUGGUUCUUCAGGAGAAAGCUUACAGUGUUUCAGGUUGUGAUUUAUUUUCAAAGCGGAGUUGACUCUGAACAUCACCUUGUUCACUUGCAUUGAUGUUUGUAUUUCUAGUGUGAGCAGUUUAUGCAAAGGUAGAUAUAUUCAGAGAAAUUUUAAAUACAUUUAUGCAAGUUAAUAUUGCUUUGCUGAUGCUGUUUGCUUAUUUGAUGUUAAAUAAUGCUAUUGUAAAUAAAGAAUUCUGUUGUUAUUGCAUCAUUUAAUAAAUUUUAAUGCCUUCGGGUUUUACAUGGCUUUAGAGAUUUCAA
Molecule: messenger RNA, 8429 nt
Organism: Gopherus evgoodei (Goodes thornscrub tortoise)
Lineage: Eukaryota; Metazoa; Chordata; Testudines; Testudinidae
Gene: NCOA2
Product: nuclear receptor coactivator 2
Exons: 23
Coding region: 278-4666 (1462 amino acids)
Biological process (GO): cellular response to hormone stimulus; positive regulation of transcription by RNA polymerase II
Cellular component (GO): nucleus
Molecular function (GO): nuclear receptor binding; protein dimerization activity
Source: RefSeq, a predicted model, not a curated record